Molecule: messenger RNA, 2124 nt
Organism: Orbicella faveolata
Lineage: Eukaryota; Metazoa; Cnidaria; Anthozoa; Scleractinia; Merulinidae
Product: M-phase phosphoprotein 6-like
Biological process (GO): maturation of 5.8S rRNA
Source: RefSeq, a predicted model, not a curated record
GCCGGAGGCAAAACGUAAAAAGUGCGCGCGCCUUCAGCUGAGCUGAGCUGGAGUAAAGAAUUUCGAAGGACUGGGAACUAGAAUAAAAUUCAACAUGGCGGCCGAAGUUGCUCCACAACCAUCGAAGAAAACUUUGUCGAAAACUCUCAUGGAAAUGAAGUUCAUGAGGAGGAAAGCAGAAUCAGACUAUCGCCGCCAACUUGAAGAAGAGCGACAACGUGCUAUUGAAGAAUCGCACUGGGUACUGGACGAGAAAGAAAAAGAUGAUCGAAGUUGCAUUGAGUUUGAACCCAGUUAUGUCAAAUGUGAGGAACUUUAUCCAAGUGGUAGGAUGUCUUUCAAGAACUUUAACCCAACAGUUGAAGUAAGUCUAAAUGUUUGAACCUGAAUAGAUUAAUGUACAUUUGUGUGUGCAAUCCCAUAGUAAACCAUCACAAUGAAUUGCUUAUCCUCCUGGGUUGACAGGGACACUGUGAGCAGUAAAUACUAAACAUGUUGAAUAAAUUAGGGCGCACAGCAUUUUGCACUGCUUAAUGCAGGGCACUUAUCCGAUAGCAUGGACACAAUAUUAAGGAUGGUCCACUCAUUUAUUUUCUCAAUCGGAAUGCAGAACAACAGAUGACACAACUCAACAACUGUACAAUAGCGUAAUACAGCCAUUCUCUGUAUCACUUCAUAAUUUAUGUUUAAAUGUUGCAUUCAUAUGGAAAGCAGAUCAUGACAUACAUGUAGUCUUCAGUGUGAUUCACUUGUCUUGUCCGGUUAUUUUAUGCCAAAUUAUGACUUGAAAUAUGCAGCUUUUGUAAUAGGGUUGCAUUUAGGAAGGGACACUGAUUAGAAAACAUGUCACUCAAGGAGGAGUUUUUUAUUGCUAGUUUUUACUGUCAUGCAGUCAAAAAUAAAAAAUGAAUCAUUCAGUAACUCAAGUUAAGAGUUUAAAAUAUGAUAGAUGAUUUAUAUAUUAUUAACCUUGCCAAGAUUUAUGUCUGUGUAGUUUUUCAUUCACACAUCGUUCUGAGAACUGUUUCACUCUAAUUGCAAGAUUUUUGUAUAGAGACAUAUGACGGUUGCUAAUAUGGUAGCUGUAAAGUAACAGAAACAUCUCUCAUAGAGUAUUGCUAUUAAAAGUUAUUUCUCUAGAGCUCAUACAUUGUCUAACCUAAGGACUGUCAAGUUUGCAAUAACUCAAUGAUAAAUCAUCUUUUGGCCUACGUGACAGCCUUCUCGGGCUGCCAUUUCAACUUCUCACAAUGCAAAACUUGGAUAUUUAAACUUGCUUGCUUAUUACAAACUGAAGAACCCCAUUAAACUACAGCUUUAUAAACUAUCAAUUUCUUAGAGGGUGUUACAUUUGAUUAAACUAAAACCCCAGAAGGAGGCUGAGGUAAUUUUUUAUUUGGAAUGUAAUGACUUCCUCUGAAACCUGGCAAUUACAAAGAGGGUGCUCACUUCAGAGUCCAAUUAUAAUGACGUUUCAACCAAGAACCUGGAACUUGGUAAAAUUGAAUCCAGACCUCAUUUGUAAGCCUACAUCAAAAAGGAAGUUCUUCAAAAAAAAUUAAAUUGAACAAAACCUUGGGGGCUAUCCAUUCAACCAAAAAUUCCUUAAAUUUCAAAUCAGGAACAAAUGGUGCAGACAUUUUCAGGUAAAGUUUCUAGAAAAGCCAGAAACUGUUGUAUUUCCAUUAAUGGAGCAGAAAUUCCAGGUAAGAAAUUUUGAACAUUUGGGUAUACUUUACAAGGUUUUCCAGAAAUUCCUGAUAAAUUUAUUCUGUUCCACUGGUCACUAACAAUUCUGAAAUUUAAAACAGAAUUUUUCAUUGAAUGGAAAGUGACUGUCACCCCUUCUGCUGAUUAGGGAAGUAAGGACUCACUGGAAACCACUGCCAUGGCUCCUGUAUUUACUUUAAAAGUGAAAGACUGAAGACAGCAAGCUCUCGCUUGGUAUUCCAUAACUUCUCAAACUCAUUAAUUGAUAAUUCAUCAAGUUAAAACAAGGAAAAUCACAACCAUGAAGGAGGUUUGGACACCUGCUCUUAAUUAGCAUAGAUUUUGAGAAUUUUACUUCUCCCUUUACUCCCUAGUUUUUGUUUUUGUUGAGAAGAUUAAAUAUAUCAACACUCG